Molecule: messenger RNA, 1434 nt
Organism: Acomys russatus (golden spiny mouse)
Lineage: Eukaryota; Metazoa; Chordata; Mammalia; Rodentia; Muridae
Gene: Npl
Product: N-acetylneuraminate pyruvate lyase
Exons: 11
Coding region: 73-1035 (320 amino acids)
Biological process (GO): N-acetylneuraminate catabolic process
Molecular function (GO): N-acetylneuraminate lyase activity; 4-hydroxy-tetrahydrodipicolinate synthase activity
Source: RefSeq, a predicted model, not a curated record
GUUUGGCCAUUCGUUGGCAUUCCUUGAAGAAAGAGUAAUGGCAGUGUAUUUUCCAGACCUUCCAGCGCCUCCAUGGCCUUCCCUAAAAAGAGACUCCGAGGUCUUGUUGCUGCCACCAUCACUCCAAUGACUGAGAAUGGAGAAAUCAACUUUCCUGUAAUUGGUCAGUAUGUGGAUUACCUGGUGAAAGAACAGGGAGUGAAGAACGUUUUCGUGAAUGGCACCACAGGAGAAGGCCUGUCCCUGAGUGUCUCUGAACGCCGCCAGGUCGCAGAGGAGUGGGUGACACAAGGGAGGAACAAGUUGGACCAGGUGUUGAUUCAUGUGGGAGCACUGAGCUUGAAAGAGUCACAAGAACUGGCCCAGCAUGCAGCAGAAAUCGGAGCUGAUGGCAUUGCUGUCAUUGCACCUUUCUUCUUCAAGUCACUGAACAAAGAUGCCCUGAUAAGUUUCCUGAGGGAGGUGGCUGCCGCAGCCCCUGCUUUGCCAUUUUAUUACUAUCACAUUCCUUCACUGACCGGAGUAAAGAUCCGAGCUGAGGAGCUGCUGGUCGGCAUGCGGGAUAAAAUCCCCACCUUUCAAGGACUGAAGUUCAGUGACACCGACCUCUUAGACUUCGGGCAGUGUGUCGAUCAGAAUCACCAGCGACAGUUUGAUCUGCUGUUUGGGGUGGAUGAGCAACUGUUGAGUGCUCUGGUCAUGGGAGCAACUGGAGCAGUAGGCAGUACCUAUAACUACCUGGGAAAAAAGACAAACCAGAUUUUGGAGGCUUUUGAACAGAAAGACUUCACUUCAGCACUCAAUUCCCAGUUUUGUAUCCAGAGAUUUAUCAACUAUGUGACCAAGCUAGGUUUUGGAGUGUCACAGACCAAAGCCAUCAUGACGUUGGUCUCUGGGAUUCCAAUGGGCCCACCCCGGCUUCCUCUGCAGAAAGCCACCCAGGAGUUCACUGCUAACGCUGAGGCCAAGCUGAAGAGCCUGAAUUUCCUUUCUUCCCCUGCUAUAAAGGAUGGGAGCUUGAGAGCCGGCAGCUAGUGCCCGCUAGGUCUGGGGAUAAGCUGAGACCUCAUCCAUCUUCCAUAGUACAUUCUUUUCUCAGGGACUUUUUAGAUGACUUUGAACUAAGCUUUCUUUUAGCAAAUGGAAUCCAACACCAAUCAAGAAACAGUUAAAUAUCAAUUGUGAACCUAAAACUUUUUUGUUAUAAAGGAGUCAUAAGCUGUAAGUCAUUCAUUUUACAAAAUUAUUAUAAAGAAAUCUCUGCUUAUGCAGAUGCAGUGGGAACAAGUGACAAUUGUAAUAACAAUUACAAUGAUUAAUUAAUUACAUUAAUUAGGGUAAUUAAUACUAUUAUAUUAAAAAUACUGUAUUAAUUAUAUUAUUGAUUAAUAUAUUUCAUCUGCCUUUUGGGAACACUCACUGUCCUAAUCUUAU